GUAAAUGAGAUUAGCCAGUAAAAGUAUUCAGUUAACUAGAUGCUUAGUUGAUUGUAGUGGACAAUGUGUGAUGGUGAAGUAAAAUCAUACUUCUAUGUUUUAUUACCUUUUAUAAACAGAUUUUUAUUUUCACAAAUUAUUUAUCUAUUUAUCGAUCAGCUAGUCCUUAUUAAUGGAACUUAAUAGUUUUUCUGUGUUUUUAUUUUUAUUGUGGCUGGUGCUAAAUGCUGAAUUAUCAAGCAUGCAGAGUGGUGGUGGCAACUUGUUUGAUAAGUUCUCAGAAAUGUUCAGUUUGUCUCUUCUACCGGAUUAUGUUGUUGCAGACAUGUCAAAUUUAAAGGAGACUGCGCAUUCUACAAUACGAACAAAAUCACCAAUACUUGGUUUUCCACUGACAGAACAAGACAAAAUUGACAUCAAAAUAUUGGAAACAAAAUUUGACAAUGAAAAAAAUUGUGCUGGUCUGGCUGCACCUCAGAUUGGAAUAUCCAAAAGAUUUAUCGUGUUCAAAGUUGAUAAAGAAGAUGGCAUUCCUCAAGCGUUCCCAAAAACUGUUUGGAUUAAUCCAACAUACAAGAAAGCCAGUGAAGAGACAGAGAUAGCAUACGAACAGUGCUUUUCAGUGAGUGGAGUUACAGCUCCUGUAAAACGCUACAAACGAAUUCAUUUUACUGCCACUGAUGUAAAUGGUAGUCUGGUGCAGGGAACGGCCGAAGGGUUUGCGGCCAGAGUGAUACAACACGAGACAGACCAUUUGGAUGGGAUACUAUUCAUCGACCUGGUCGCACGAAAGAAGAUUAUCACUAUUAAAGAAUUUAAACGAAGACUUAAAAAGUUAGAAGAAAACGAGAAAAUGAAAAAGGAACAAACAAAUUUAUGAUACAAGAAGGAAACAUGGUUUGAAGUAAUGAAAGUGUUCACUUUAAGAAUAUUCAUCUGGUUUAUAUUUAAAUGUAUACCUAACUUUCACUACUUUUAACAUCUAGACCAAGUACUUUAUUUUAUAAAUCAGCUUAUUAAAAAACUGGUGUAUUUUGCCAU
Messenger RNA from Homalodisca vitripennis (glassy-winged sharpshooter), 1041 nucleotides. RefSeq names its product peptide deformylase 2-like. The record is from RefSeq and is a predicted model, not a curated record. Gene Ontology annotation, biological process: N-terminal protein amino acid modification; peptidyl-methionine modification. Gene Ontology annotation, cellular component: mitochondrion. The transcript has a single exon. Bases 173 to 880 code for a protein of 235 amino acids. NCBI's taxonomy places the organism in Eukaryota, Metazoa, Arthropoda, Insecta, Hemiptera, Cicadellidae. Gene Ontology annotation, molecular function: peptide deformylase activity.